ACUGUGAUGGCCCAGCCGACGAGCAGUGCCCCACAUGGCGAGAAACGGCCAGGAGAGGGGCACCAAGAGGCAUGGUAGUGGAAGGGCGAUACUAUCCCAGGUGCUAUCAAUCUCGCAGGCAAUCAGGAGCCUGUUUUAAACCUCCCUCCCAGGAGACACAAAGGAGAAGGAAGCAAGCGGAACGCAAGGAGAGGGAGACCCAGGGAUAUUGCACAGCGAAGGAAACUAACCCUUUGUAUUCUCUCUCCUGCACCAGGAGGAAUCCGCAGAAGCUCGGACGUCCCUGGCCACCCCGACCCCGUGGCAUACCCCGUGAGGUCGGGCGCCCACAUAUGGUGGAGGAUGCGGGCGUGUCGAUUCGUCGCGACCAGUGGAUGUACGGAGGUUGAGUAGAGCACAUCGAUGGAAGGGAUUUUGGAAGCCGUUCUGACCUCGCAAGCCAACCUGCAGGCAGCAGUACUAGAGCUGUGUCGAGCAACAGGAAGACCGAAAGAGCGGAUGCCAAAAGAGGUGCUGACUAAGCUGACGGCCGAUGAUGACGUCGAGACCUAUAUUGCCCUAUUUGAACGGGCCGCAACGAGAGAGAAAUGGCCAAGAACCGAGUGGGCAAACAACCUUAUGCCUUUUUUGACCGGCGAAGCUCAGAAAGCCUGUCGAGACCUUUCGGCGGCAGACGCCGUAGAUUACGAUAAGGUAAAGACUGUAAUCCUAGCUCAAUAUGGACUUAGUCUCCCCGCCAAGGCACCGCGAGUGCAUGACUGGAGCUACGAUCCCGCUCUCCCUGUCCGGGCACAGGUGAUGGGGCUAGUCCGUCAUACCAGGAGCUGGCUGGAAGAAGCAGAAGGGCCGCCCCUAGUGGAUAGAGUGGUGAUUGACCGGUGUGUACGAAGCCUACCCAUUGACACCAAAAGGUAUGUCGCCCAGCAGGGGCCUCUCAGUGUGGACACCUUAAUAGCCUUGUUAGAAAAUCACCGAGUGAUGGCUAGUCUGAUACGGUCAGAAAACAACAAACCUAACAAUCCUAGAGCCAAGGCAGAGAGAGAAAUGGUAGGAAAAGCUGUCAGUCUCCCACCACUCCGACCACCCUCUGGAGGGACCGGGCCGGCGACAAGACGACCCCAGUGGCCUCCUUUAACCCUGCGAUGUUUUUCUUGUGGCAGAGAGGGCCACCUAGCCAGGGAGUGUCCGGAUCGGGAUGAACCAAUGCCGACAGCCGGAUCCACUGAUAGCAAAGGCCUCCCCUGCCACCACCUCACCACCUGUUGGGCCCAUGAGGGAGCCCCGGCCCCAAAGUUUCCAGUGAAGAUCGCUGGGAAAGAUACAGAGGCACUCUUAGACUCCGGAAGUAUGGUCUCACUCGUCCGACCGCAAUUCGCCAGUGCGCCCUGGGGUGACGAGGUGGCGGUGUCAUGCAUCCAUGGGGACACACGCAAAUAUCCAACCUCCAAAAUCAAUGUGAUCACUCCUGGAGGACGCUUCACUCUGCAGGUGGGGGUCGUCGAGCAGCUACCGGUCCCCGUGCUUUUCGGCCGAGACAGCCCGCUGUUCUCCCGAUACUGGCCAGCGGAGGCGAGGAACCCGAGACGGAGAACAAGAAAACAACCGGUGAAGAGAGAAAGACCCGCCGCGGCUCGCCCCGCCUGGGCGGUGGUAUCCCCCGAUGGCAGCCUCCAGUGAGGACGAGGGGGGGGCUGUCCACAACCAAACCACAGCAACUGACCCCGAACGGGCAGCGGAGGUGCAGCCCCUGGAAGACAUACAAUCAGACGAGGUAUUCUCUCAAUUUCCGGAGGUUGAGGGAGAAGGGGAGCCCAGGCCAGGACAAUUCGGCUCAGCCCAGCUGCGGGAUCCCAACCUGACCCAAGCCUGGAGAGACGUCCAAGUGAUUGAGGGUCAAAGGCAGGCUGGGGUGAGUCAAGUGUCAUUUCCACAUUUCAUGAUUAAGGAUAAGCUGUUA
Molecule: messenger RNA, 1957 nt
Organism: Gasterosteus aculeatus aculeatus (three-spined stickleback)
Lineage: Eukaryota; Metazoa; Chordata; Actinopteri; Perciformes; Gasterosteidae
Source: RefSeq, a predicted model, not a curated record